Molecule: messenger RNA, 769 nt
Organism: Trichomonas vaginalis G3
Lineage: Eukaryota; Parabasalia; Trichomonadida; Trichomonadidae
Product: organellar and viral DNA polymerase type B
Exons: 1
Source: RefSeq, a predicted model, not a curated record
AUGACUAUUGCUGCAUAUGCGUAUGAAACAAAUGAAGCAAGAAGAGCACAUGAACUAGUAAACGAAAACUCAACUUUAACCAUUGAAGGCAAUGAUUUAGUCAUUGACGAUGGAAAAACUAAAAAAGUCAUUGAUUUCGAUACUUUUAACACUUAUGACCCAUUCAUUACAACAAGCAAGGUUCCCAUCAUAAAUGAUGGAACGGUGCAAUAUAUAAAUUCUACAGUAGAUGCCUCAUUAGUGAAAGUAUUAAAUGUUCUCAUUGAAUUGUUAAAGAGCUUUCGAUUUGACGACAACAUUAAAUGCCUAAAGAAUUUAGUCAUGAAUGAGAAACAAAUUCUCGGCGUUGCUGGUAGCAGUAAUGAUGUACACCUUAUGACAUUAGAAUAUUAUAACGAACAUAAAGAUGAACUGAAAGGAGAGAAGGGUGACACCGGACCUCAAGGACCACAAGGAAUACAAGGAAUACAAGGAAUACAAGGACCUCAAGGCGAAAACGGUUUGGAUGGAAAGGAUGGAAAGGAUGGAAAAACUGCUAAAUCAUGGAUAUGGAACCUUAUAAAUACUGGUUUAACAGCUGCUUCAUAUGGAGUUCUUCAAUACCAAAUCGGAAAGAUAUGGGCAGUACUUGGUGAAGAAGUUUUAGAUGACGUUAAAAAUGCUUUGAACUUCAUUUCAAAUGGUUCGGAUACUAUUAAAACUUUAUCUGGUUGGAUGCAAGAAACAAGGAGUCAAAUAGAUACUGUAAGACGUAUAGCAAACAAUGCAC